AUGAAACAUAUCAUUGAGAAUGAGUAUGCCGAGCAGUUCACUAGAAUGUAUGAUUUUGUGGAGGAGUUGAGGAAGACUACUGUGAUUUUAGGAACAAAAGAUCGAGUUUGUGAGAAGUUUUACACUUGCUUUCAGUCUCAGAAAAUGGGUUGGAAGAAUGCUUGUAGGCAGAUAAUACACCUAGAUGGGACCUUUCUGAAAGGAAGAAUGAAAGGGCAAUUGUUAACUGCUGUGGGAAGAGAUCCUAAUGAGUCGAUGUAUAUCAUAGCAUGGGCUGUUGUACCUGUCGAAAAUAAGGUUAAUUGGGAGUGGUUUAUGGAGUUACUGCAAGAAGAUUUGAAACUGGAGGGUGGUAAUGGGCUUGCUCUCUCUUCAGAUCAGCAGAAAGAUUUAAUUUAUGCCAUUAAAAAUAUCCUUCCUUAUGCAGAGCACAUAAUGUGUGGUGCUAGGCACAUCUUUGCUCAAAAGAAGUACACACAUAUGGGGCCAUUGCAUAAGACGUUUUGGAAGUGUGCUAGAGCGUACAAUGAAACAGUUUUUUGGAGACAGCUAGAGAAGAUGAAGAACAUAAAGCUGGAAGCAUAUAAGGAAGUGAAGAGGACCACUGAUUCUCACUGGUCUAGGGAAUUCUUCGGUGACACCACCAAGUCGGCUGCAGUGGAGAACAAUAUCAGUGAGUCAUACAAUGCAGUGUCGAAGGAUGUUCGGAAAAUGCCUAUUGUUGCAUUCCUAGAGGCAAUUAGACGCCAUAUUAUGGCUAGCAACUUGCUUAAGAUAAAGGAGAUGGAAAGUGUCACAAGCUUGGUCACACCAAAGGCAUUGGCGAUUAUGAAGAAACGUAAGAGGAGCUUAAAGUGGUGUGCUCCAUUGUCAAGUGGAAGAUAUAUGAGGUCGAUCAUGGGAAGAACAAUUAGUGGGAUACCUUGUUUUCAUAUCAUGUCUGCAAUGUGGACUGAGUAUAAGGAGACUAAGCUUCCAGAGACAGUGAUUUCAGAUUGGUAUUCAGUGGAGAAGUGGAAACUUUGCUAUUCAUCCCUUCUAUUUCCUGUGAAUGGGAUGGAGCUUUGGGAAACACACAGUGAUGUUUUUGCUAUGUCUCUUCCGGACAGAAUCAUUCCAGGAAGACCAAAAAACAAUGACAGAAUCAGAGAUCCAAGUGAAGAAGCUUCUCAAAAUUCUCAGAAGACAUUAACGACAUGUAGCAAUUGUCAACAAACCGGACAUAACAAGCGUAAAUGCAAACUCGAUCUGGUCCGUAAGCCAACCAAACUGCCUUGA
Brassica napus (rape) is the source of this 1278-nucleotide messenger RNA. RefSeq lists its product as uncharacterized. The transcript has 3 exons. The coding region runs from base 1 to 1278 and encodes 425 amino acids. The record is from RefSeq and is a predicted model, not a curated record. NCBI's taxonomy places the organism in Eukaryota, Viridiplantae, Streptophyta, Magnoliopsida, Brassicales, Brassicaceae.